AUGGCUGCUUCCUACUCUGCCGCCCAUCGAACACCACCCGAACUCUUGCGUGACAUCUUUGUGCAAGCGUCAUAUCAGCCGUUCCCCUCCUUGACCCAACUGGAGAUCCCAUUCUUCGGUGACAAGAGUGACCCUCCUCUUGCAAAACAACUCACUCGUCAAAACAUAGACGGUGGUUUGGUACCAUCUCAGCCUCACACUGCGGAGGCACUUUCUCUCGUUUGUCGUCACUGGCGUUAUGUGGCCCUAGGUUGUCCCGAGCUAUGGACCACCAUUCACAGCGGGGGCUCUCGGGUGCUCGCCAAGGCAUGCCUGAAACGUUCCGCUGGUCGCCCUCUACGUAUCUGGGUUGACAUUGCGCUAGGUAGCCAAGACAUCGAAAGGGUGAUUUCGUCCCAGCAAGAACGCUUCGAGGUGUUGCACAUCACUUGCAUGGAUCCCGACGAUUACUCAAAGUGGGAGGAUUUUCCAGACCAGAUGAUGAUUCGUCGCAUCGCGGAUCUGGCCAAUUACUCGUCUCGGCUCCGAGUUCUCUCCAUCAAGAUACCUCAACGCAUGAUCGCCACCUGGGACGAGUAUCGUCCACUGACAUGGGGACAGCCGAAUCCGCUCGCGAGUAAUUUCAGCAACAUUCAUUCCCUUUCAUUGUCCACCUUCCUUCCAUUUGUUCUACCUGGCUUGGUCAAUCUCCGCCAUCUAUCGUGGCACCCGGAGUACGAAACAUCGAGGAGGGUGAGAUACUCCUCUUACGAUGUCGUCAAGCUCAUUCAACAGAACAAGCAGUUGGAGACGCUAGAGCUUAUCGAACUCAACCUCUCUAAGCGCACCAAGCCUGACGACCUAUAUUUGAUCACCCUCCCUGCUCUACAUACUUUGACAAUCGUCGGCACAGCGGACAGUUUUCUUGCGUACAUGUCGGACUGUCUGACGAUCCCCGCACUUCGCCGUCUCUCAGUCAAGUUGAAAGCAACAUACGAGAAUCACAUAGAGCGCCAUACACUUCACGACCUGUUCACUGACUCCGAAAAGCGCAGCUAUAACGAUCUUACCGAUUCCAUUCUCGCUCCCCCGACGAAGGUCUUCGUGAGUAGUAGUUCAGACUCCCACUCGCCGAGAAGCCUCCUCUCCUACAAAAAUGGAGACAUCAGCAUCGCGAUAUCGGUCUAUGCCUGCUGGUACACCUCUAUGCCUGCUGAAGAACUCUGGUUACGGAGUUUUUCCGCACCGGAAUCCGAUGAGCCGUUCUCGGCGGACUUGAUUCUCGAGCGUUGUCCCCUCCUCAAAAAGCUCGUCGUCCUCUCUGCGACUAUCGCGGAAGCCAUUCUCCGUACACUUCGACCACACGACUCGAAAUCCUAUUCGAUCACGUCCACGGUCGUGCCUUGCCCCCUACUCGCCGAACUUUGUCUGUUCUACCCGUGGACCGACAAAUACGUCGUAGAGUCAGCACCUGGUCGUUCGGAAAUCGAGGAGUUCCUGGAGGCAAGACAACGAGCUGGUUAUCCCUUACAACGUGUUUGCGUCUACGAUUCCCGUCCAAAGUUCGUAUUCGCACAAAACGCCGGCCCCUCUCUCAACGCCGCACAAACUUCACCCGAAUCGGACGAAUGGCAGAUCAAAGUAGGCGAUACCACUGUAUACUAUUGCCGUGCGUAUCCCGAAGACCUAAAACUUGACAAGCCUGGUCCGCCUAUGGAGCCGUGGGUCCAACUCCGACGGGAGUUGCUCGAGGAGAAACAUUUCCUGGAGGGAGAUGAGGUCUUAAGGUGGAUACCGGGCAACUAUGAGCUUUCGGACGAGGAACUAUCCGAGAGGCGGCGGGAAGAAAAGGAGGUGGAGACUCGGAGAAAACAACAGCGGCAAAAUUAUGUUGAGAACGCUGGGAUGAAGGAGUGUGUGACCGACGAGGAACCAGUGAAAGGCAGUCGGGAGGACCAAUGUGAGGAGAAUGAUGGUGGGGGUAAAAGCCAACAGGAAGCUGUGGGAAUGGGAGAGGAACAGGCGGAAGAAGGGCAUUAG
This is a messenger RNA of Stereum hirsutum FP-91666 SS1, 2019 nucleotides long. RefSeq lists its product as uncharacterized. Bases 1 to 2019 code for a protein of 672 amino acids. The transcript has 2 exons. The record is from RefSeq and is a predicted model, not a curated record. Lineage: Eukaryota; Fungi; Basidiomycota; Agaricomycetes; Russulales; Stereaceae.